ACGUUACACAAGAUACUGUGACGAUGCGACCGGCAAAUAAAUAAACAAACAGCAGCAGCAGCAGCAGAUAUUUUGAAUCUGACGUUUUUCUUUUUAUAAUCAACGUCCGGUUCUUUUUUUUUGUCAGGGGCUUUUUUUUAUACACUAUUUCAGAAAUGAAGAUCUGGAGCACGGAACAUAUAUUCAGCUAUCCCUGGGAGACAGUGGUCAAAGCGGCGAUGAGAAAGUACCCCAAUCCCAUGAAUCCCAGUGUAGUAGGAGUGGACGUCUUAGACAGGAACUUGGAUAAACAUGGUCGUCUCCACAGCCAUCGACUGCUGAGCACUGAGUGGGGGCUGCCGAGUGUGGUGCGAGCGAUACUGGGGACAAGUCGAACUACUACUUAUAUUAAAGAGCAUUCCAUUGUUGAUUCUAAAGAGAAAAAAAUGGAGCUUUGCUCAACAAACAUAACCCUCACAAAUUUAGUAUCUGUUGAUGAGAGACUAAUUUACAGACCACAUCCUGAAAACCCAGACCUAAAGUGCCGUCUUGCUGUUGUGCCGAGCACCAUCUUAACCCAAGAAGCAAUAAUCACUGUGAAAGGACUCAGUUUGAGCAGCUACCUUGAGGGAUUGAUGGCUCUGACUAUGACUGCUAAUGCAAGAAAGGGAUGGGAUGCAAUUGAGUGGAUAAUUAAGAACACAGAACGGGAGAACAUACCAUUGUGACAUGUGCUGAACUGCAAUAACCUCGACCAUCUCGGUAACGAAAUGGGCGAAAUAGUAAAGUGUGAGAUGGUCAGCACUUGCACUGGAGCCACACCUGACUCAUUCGAGUUUAUACCUCUCUGUGUACUGUACAGUAAGUGUGUGCUUCUUUUACCGAGAGAACAUUUGAAGCACCACGGUGAAAAUCUCCUAAACUGCAUAAACCUGCAUUUUAAAGGUAAUACAUACUAGUUGAAGUCACUGCUGCAUUAUGGAAUAAUAUAUUGAAUAUCAAUAUGCACUUCAAAUGCUCUCACUACCUCCUUUUAAAAACCUUUGGGCAUAUGUUUGGGUUAUUGUUUAAAUUAGAUGUUGUCUCUGUUACAGGAAGCAUGUUUACAGUGUUCUUAGUCCUUAAGUAUUUUUUUCUUUCUUUUUUAAUUAAAAAUAUUUAUUGUUAACUUAAGAAUUC
Molecule: messenger RNA, 1158 nt
Organism: Neoarius graeffei (lesser salmon catfish)
Lineage: Eukaryota; Metazoa; Chordata; Actinopteri; Siluriformes; Ariidae
Gene: prelid3a
Product: PRELI domain containing 3A
Exons: 8
Coding region: 156-707 (183 amino acids)
Biological process (GO): phospholipid transport
Cellular component (GO): mitochondrial intermembrane space
Molecular function (GO): phosphatidic acid transfer activity
Source: RefSeq, a predicted model, not a curated record